Aphis gossypii (cotton aphid) is the source of this 2712-nucleotide messenger RNA. It is a transcript of the gene Septin2, whose product is annotated as septin-2. The record is from RefSeq and is a predicted model, not a curated record. The transcript has 9 exons. The coding region runs from base 216 to 1487 and encodes 423 amino acids. Gene Ontology annotation, biological process: cytoskeleton-dependent cytokinesis. Gene Ontology annotation, cellular component: septin ring; septin complex; microtubule cytoskeleton. Gene Ontology annotation, molecular function: molecular adaptor activity; GTPase activity; GTP binding. Lineage: Eukaryota; Metazoa; Arthropoda; Insecta; Hemiptera; Aphididae.
UCAUCCAAUGAGAAUGAGUCAUCGCAAACGCUAUCAAGACGGAAUUCGACGAUAAAAAAAAAAGUAUUUAAAACAGUAAACAUUGCUUUAUAUGAAUUAAAAAUUUAAUUAAUAGGCGUUGUCGAAUAAAUUGUUUCACAAGUCAGAAUAACCGCGUCGUUGCGACAACAGACGUUUAUCGAUUUAAGGCGGAUACUCGUAGUUUCUUUGGAAUCAUGGCCGCAGUGAUGAACAGACCGAAGGCGGACGAGACUAGCAAGUCGACAAUGCGCACCCUCAACCUAAACGGACAUGUCGGUUUUGACAGCAUGCCCGAUCAGCUAACGCACAAGUCGGCACAAAACGGUUUCGUGUUCAACAUACUGUGCAUUGGUGAAACGGGUCUAGGAAAAUCGACACUUAUGGACUCUCUAUUUAAUACCAAUUUCGAAUCCACCCCGUCUACACACAAUUUGCCAAAUGUGAAACUCAAGGCUCACACAUAUGAAUUGCAAGAGAGUAAUGUUCAACUUAAGUUAACGCUUGUUGAGACAGUUGGUUAUGGUGAUCAAAUAAACAAAGAAGACAGUUUCAAAUCUAUUGUAGACUAUAUUGACACACAAUUUGAAUAUUAUUUGCAAGAAGAACUGAAAGUAAAACGUUUGCUGUCGACAUAUCAUGACACUAGAGUUCAUACCUGUUUGUAUUUCAUCUGUCCUACUGGACAUGGAUUAAAAUCAAUUGAUUUAGUAUGCAUGAAGAAACUUGAUACUAAGGUAAAUGUGAUUCCAAUAAUUGCCAAAGCAGAUACUAUCUCUAAGUCUGAAUUACAAAAGUUUAAGACCAAAAUAAUCACCGAAUUGCGAUCAAAUGGGGUAGAAAUCUAUGAGUGUCCAACUGAAGAUGAGACUAUAGCUGAUGUGAACUCUAAUAUGAAUUCUCACGUGCCAUUUGCAGUUGUUGGAAGCACAGAUUUUGCCAAGGUUGCAAAUAAAAUGGUGCGCGCUCGUCAGUAUCCAUGGGGAACAGUUCAAGUUGAAAAUGAAUCACAUUGUGAUUUUGUUAAGUUGAGAGAAAUGUUAAUUAGAACUAACAUGGAGGAUUUGCGAGAGAAAACUCAUGAGAAACACUAUGAAUUGUAUCGAAAAAUGCGCUUAGAACAAAUGGGUUUUAGUGAUGUGGACAAUGAAAAUAAACCGCUAAGCUUCCAGGAAUCUUUUGAAGCAAAACGUAGUCAUCAUUUACAAGAGUUACAGAAUCGUGAAGAUGAAAUGAGACAAAUGUUUGUUGUCAGAGUUAAAGAAAAAGAAGCAGAAUUGAAAGAAGCUGAAAAAGAGUUACAUGCCAAAUUUGACAAAUUAAAACGUGACCAAGAUGAACAAAAGAAAAGGUUGGAAGAACAGAGAAGAAAGUAUGAAGAAGAUCUUAUGGAGUUCAGCAAAAGAAAGCAGCAGUAUUCUACCAUGGGACAUCAUACUCUCACAUUAGGCAAAAGUAAAAAGAAGUAAAUAUUCUCUUAAGACGAAUAUGGUUAACUAAUAUUAUUUGUACUUGAUGAAAUGAUCAUAUAUAUUAUCAUAAAUUAUUUUACUUUUAUUUAUUAGACUUAUACACCUAUUCAUUUAUCUAUUUUAUUAAUAGAUACUGACUAAUAAAUUUAUAUUUACUAUUUUGUGUGAGAAUAAUCAAUGUGAUUAAUUAAUAAUAAUGAUAUAAUAAAUAAAUAAACUGUAGAUUUUUGGAACAAAAAUUAUAUAAAAAAAAACCCCAAUUAUCUUAUAGUUAUUACUAUUCGCUACAAUGUUUUAUUCAGAAAAAAUAUGUAAUAUUGCCACAUUCUAUUAUUGUAUUAAAUUCUUAAUUAACGCUAUUACCUUUAUUUAGGUAUAAAUAGAAAAUAAGGGUUAUUUAACAUACGCCACCCCAUGGCUAUAUCUAAUUAUUUUUGUACUCUUUUAUUUGUUAUUAUUUUUACCUUUAUAAAUGUCAAUCAAUCAAAAUCUGUAGUUUAUAAUUUGUACAACAUCAUUUUUUUUUUACUCGUAUGAUAAAAAAUAUAGUUGACAUCACAAUUACUUUUAUUUGUGCCAAAUUUUAAAUGCAUCCAUGAUAGAUCAGUACGCGUUUGUCUUCCUGAAUAUUUUACCCAACAAAUUAUGAAAUAAUUUUUUAUAGAAUAAGUUUUAAAAAUUGUAAUAUUUCCAGGUUUUUUUUAUAAAUAAUUUUUUUUUAAGGUUGUGUGAUGAUUUUCUUUUGUGUAAAUUCUUUUCUUCAAAUGUCUAUUUUAACCACAUUAUUGUUUAAAUGGGAAAAGUAAGAUUAUAAUUGAGUAAUUUGGUUUUAAAUUAUUAUUUUUUACUUUUGUAUCUACCUAGUAGAUAAAAUAUUUGCAUUUAUAUACAUAAUAAGUGGAUUUUGUGUAUUAAAUAUUUAAUUUAUCCUAAUAUCUAUGUACUAUUUAUUCUCAGCAGUUUAUUUUGAAUGAUAAGCUUUUAUGUUGUUUAAUAUGUCAUAUCUGUGGUCUAUAUUUUACUAAUUAAUAUGUACUUGUCCUUUUUUUGUCCUAUUUUAUUUAAAAAUAUUGUAUACUUAUUACAAUUUGUAAUAUGUUUAUUUAUUAACUUCUUUUAGUGUGACCUUGAUAAUAUUUUUUUUUUUUAAUAACAAUAUCUAGACCAUUUAUCGGCCUUGUUCAUAUACCGUGUAAAUGAAUUACAAUCAGCUUUCAGACUA